Paramecium sonneborni is the source of this 690-nucleotide messenger RNA. NCBI's taxonomy places the organism in Eukaryota, Ciliophora, Oligohymenophorea, Peniculida, Parameciidae. The record is from the annotation of a GenBank genome assembly.
AUGCUUGCUAAAUUUGAUUCCAUUAAUUAUACAAUUUUUUUAUAAAGAAAAUUGAUUAUCUGCAAAAAUAAAACAAACCAAAAAAUGUAACAUAUCUAUUGAUAAUUUUUAGGGUUCAUUCAAAAUUAUGUAUUCAAUAUUAUAAUUUAAAGAGUUCCAAAGACAGAAGAUUAGUAAUGGAUUCAACAACAUUAAAUAUCCUAUAUUAAAAUUUAACUCUGCAAAUAUACAUAUUGACAUAAUUAAUCCUGAAGAGCAAAAAAACAAUAGAAUAAAACAAUGUUUAAAAUCACAAUAUUUCAUUUAAAUCAAUAUUGUAUAUAUUCUUAUUAAGCUAAUCAAUAAAUAGAUAAUGCCUUACAAUUUAUCUGUGAAAGCAUUUUCUGACAAUAUAAAAAUAUAUGGUUAUAAUAUUCUUAAAAAAUAAAUGAUAAAAUCUAAAUAAUCAUCUUCAAUUUUCUUAUCCAUUUUAUCUGAUAAUAAUAGAGUUGUAUUGUUUAAAAUAUAAUAACUUAUCGAAAAGACAUGUACGAAUAAAAUAAACAGUAUAUUUUAGAUUAUAAAGUAAUAGUUUAUUUGAUUAGAAUAGAAGUUCUUAUUCAAAUUUAAUAAUCCUAAACAAAGUAAAGGUUAAAGUAAUAUAUAAUUGAUGGCUUUAGAAGUCAGCAUCAAAUAAUAUAUUGGGAUUGA